AGAGUAAAACCGUUGUUCGCGGGGCAGGAUUACUACCUCUUCUGUCUACAUCGAGAACACAAACCUCGUAAAAGAGAAAAAGAAUACGGAUCGCGUUCAAAACGGGAAAUAACUUCUGGACGUUGUCACUCUCCUUCUACAUCUAAACAAGCAGGAAAGAUGAUGAUGGACACGUCAACGAAGCAGAUGGCCAACUGGGAGCGACUGCGUAAUGAAGCUCGGCAGACGGAUCAGCUCAUUGAGCAGCAGCUACGGCGACUGGAAAGCGUAGCGCUCUUUGACGAAUCAAAGAUAUUGAAUAGCGAUGAGGCAUCGACCCCCGUCAAUGGCAGCAGCUCUGCCGCCGUCUCCUCCCCGUUCCUAGGUGCCAGCUCGAGCGUUCAUCACCAUAGCGGCAGCAGCACUAACUCCCCGCCCGCUGCGCAGUCCAUUGACGACCUGGAGUAUCAAUACCGCAGUGCCGAUCGUGAGAUUGAAGAGUCGCUGGGUCGUUUGCAGCAGACAAUCGCGAGCAUGGACGACGUGUGCCGAGAGCUGGGUCCCACUUCAGCGGCAGUGCGGCACACGGAGCGCUUCCACGGCCUCCUCGUGGAAAAGCAAAGUACGCGGCGUCGACUUGCAGCGGAGUUCCGCCAGCGCAAGGACCGUCACGAGCUUGCGGUAUCGCGGCGUGCCGGCGACGCCCGCCGGCGUGGCAGUGGCGAGGACGAUGGCGCCGGUGUGCGCAUCCUGAUGGACGAGCAGACCUCCAUUCAGCACUCCCUCAGCCGUGUGAACGGCCUGAUGGAGCAGGCAGAAGGCACGCGAGAUCGACUGCGCGUGCAACGGGAGCGCUUCAACGACAUGGGCGACAAGUUGGUGCUUAUUGCGGAGCGCAUUCCUUUUGUGAAGAAUGUGCUGCACCGCAUUGAUGUACGGCGCCGACGCGAGGUGGUUGUGCUUGGCUCCGUCAUGUCCUCUCUCAUGUUCAUCUUCUUCUUUUUCUUGUGA
Leptomonas pyrrhocoris is the source of this 990-nucleotide messenger RNA. RefSeq names its product golgi SNARE protein-like protein. The coding region runs from base 160 to 990 and encodes 276 amino acids. Gene Ontology annotation, molecular function: SNAP receptor activity. The record is from RefSeq and is a predicted model, not a curated record. The transcript has a single exon. Gene Ontology annotation, cellular component: SNARE complex; Golgi medial cisterna; Golgi membrane. Gene Ontology annotation, biological process: endoplasmic reticulum to Golgi vesicle-mediated transport; vesicle fusion. NCBI's taxonomy places the organism in Eukaryota, Euglenozoa, Kinetoplastea, Trypanosomatida, Trypanosomatidae.